Ceratosolen solmsi marchali is the source of this 4969-nucleotide messenger RNA. RefSeq lists its product as uncharacterized. The record is from RefSeq and is a predicted model, not a curated record. Gene Ontology annotation, molecular function: actin monomer binding. Lineage: Eukaryota; Metazoa; Arthropoda; Insecta; Hymenoptera; Agaonidae.
GACCGACGGGGAAGGAGGAGAGCCGAAAUGGAGGGCGGCGAGGUGCGCGGCUCCUAAACCGAGCAGCCGGAUACCACGAUAGCCGCCAAACCUCGCCAGGAUGCUGUGCUUAAAGAAGCGGCGUACCUACAGCUUCACUCAAGGGGCGCGCAAGGAGUCGCGGCCCCGACGCUCGGCCUCGUCCACCGGGAGGGACGAGCAGCGCGAUGGAGUCGACCUCGAGCCCGGAUUCCUCGCCACUCUGCCCCGCAAUAACACGUCGAGAAAGGAAAGAUCCACGACGAUGGUCCUGACCGUGACGGAGGAUACUCCCGCGGAUAUGUUGGCCGGAAGUAUGGAGUUACUCGUGCAGAUGCCUCGUGAUCAUCACGUUCAGACGCAGCGAGUCACUGUCCAACGGAGCACGCCGAUGAUGGACCUCCUCGUGCAAAUCGCCACCGCGCACAAGCUGACGGCCUCGAGCUACACACUCCAGGCGAUCGGCGAGCGGGGCCUCGUCCUCGCCCACCAGCCCAAUACGCCCAUCGGCGCCCUCGACGCUCUCCAGGUGAAAUUGCUGCCGAAGCAGGGGACUUUCCUUCCGCGCAAGAACCGACAAACUAAUCAGCCCUUCGAAACGACUUUCAGAUUACAGGUCCAUCUGCCGCGAAAUCAGCUUUACGUCUCGAGAGUGAGCCCGAAGACGAAUCUGGGCGAGAUCUUGGACGAAGUGUGCCGUGAGAAGAAUCUGGACCGAAAUAAGUACGAGCUUCGACACCCAGCGAACCUGGCCGAGACGCUGAACCCGACGCUCAGCCUCCAGGACUAUCAUCUGCAGGAGGUGACGCUGUGUCCGCGACAGCAGACCCGCGGCCACAUGGGCUCGGCCCUCAGCAGCCAGGACAUAAUGGCCCUGCAGAAGCAGGAGGAGUGCAGGCGUCAUCAGGCCCGCCAAUCCGUCUUCGGCUUCAUCUUCAAGAAGUCGAAGGAGAGCUCGGUGAGCACCGAUAGCCUUGGCAACCGCAGCGUCUCGCCCGCGCACAGCGACGAGACCGCCCGCAGCUCGAGCCCCGUUCAUCAUCAGACGACGAAGACGACGACGUCGACGACGAUGACGACGCACCAACAGCCACCACCGGCGCCCGCGAGGCCCCAGAGGAAACGUAGACCCGCACCGAAACCGCCCACCCAACAACAACAACAACAACAACAACAACAACAAACAACAACAACAACAACAACAGAAACAGCAACAGCAGCAACUGCAACAGCAACAACAACAGCAGGUCACGACAAGGACAAGAUCGUGAUAAGCCACAGCCGCAACAGCAGCGACAGUUCCGGUUACCACGAGGCCUCGGUUCUCAGUGACAAUCCGGACUCGGCGAGGAUGCCGGAGACGCUGCCACGGAGGGGCCGUAUGCAGGGUAUUCUCGAGUCACCGAGAAAGCUCGCCCACACAUCCCAGGCGAGCAAGAGCCUCGGUAACCUGGCCAUCGCCUCGAGUCACGGGGGCACCCUUAGCCGGGGUAUCAGCAACACCUCCCUCAGCUCCACCGGUCAGCGUAAGAAACGCGCGGCGCCACCGCCACCGAUCGCACGUCCCCUGCCCUCGGCCAUCUCCGCUCAGGGCCUCGAGCGCAUCGUCGACUCGGACGAGUCGCUUACCUCGGACAUGGACCUCUCGAAGCCGUCCUCGGACAUCGACGUAGGGCCCGCGGCGACGGGCAGCAGCAAGGCCAGCUCGGACCUCGGCUGCCACCUCAACGAUGAGCCGAAGCACGACGAGGAGCAGCCCCCCCUAGAUCCCGCUAGAGUAGCCAAGAAAGAGCUUGCGCCGCCCAUUCCAAAGCCGCGCAAAAUCCUGAAAAGCGCCGCCCCAUCAUCCCCGUCGUGCAUUGUAGAAGUGCCAGACGCUAGUUGUAAUAGUCCCGGCUGCUCCUCGGUCACCGAGGCUGCGGCCUUCGGCCUCCCGAGCUUGACGGAGGACGAGCGCGAGGAGAUCGCCAUGGCCAUCGACUCGAUCAUCGAGGCGGCCGAGGGUCGACUCCAGGAGUCGCCUCGAGCCGCCACCGCCGCCAGGGUCGCGAGCUUGCAUCCGAGGGGGGAGUCGGAGUGGUCACCUCGCGCGGACGAAGACUCGAGCGUAGGCUCGAGGACGGGCUCGGAGCUCGCGAUCGGCCACGCCGAUACGGCCAGAGUCGCGGACUCCGACGUGGGGAUGGAGCUCGUUGGACACGGGGCUGGCGGCGGCUACGGCCUCGAUGACAAUGCGAGGACGACAAGGAUCAAAGUGUCCGUUGCCACGGGGCGCUCGAGCGUGAACUCGAGGCUGGCCGAUCUGGAGCUUAGCGGGCCAGGUGACGAAGACGGGAGAGACGCAGGGCCGUCCUGCCCGGUGUUAUCGACGAUACCUCAAUGCCCCGAGCAGCCCGAGUUGGCCAGCAACGGCACGAAUGACCUGGACGGAGCCGCGGAGACGGCGAUAAAAAAACGCGGGAAGAUAUUGCGCAGUCAGUCGGACAGGAUGCACUUGGAGUUGGGACGAGUGGAGAUGCGCACACGCCACCUAACGACCAAUGGCGGCGAGGCUUUCACGCUCGACGCCCAGAAUCCGAGGAGGAUCGAGGAGGCUUCGACCGCGGUACCAGGUGCCCGAGGUAAAUCCUCGCCAACGGAGACGGACAUUCUCCUGCAGAAGGUCUCGGACACGCUGUCGCACUCGCUGGUAACCUCGACACCUCCACCGACGACGGUCCCACUCCUCGAUCCGGUAGUUGCCAGUACGGAGAAGGAGGCACGCGAGGAGGCGAGGAGCAUCGUCACGGAAGUGGCCGCCGCAGGUACGAGGUCGAGGUCGUACGAGGAGGACAAGGGACCGGAGGAGGACGAGCAGCUGGUGACGUCGAGCGACGAGGCCGGGGCGAACCUCGGGCAGGACACGAGCGACUACGUGUCGGCGAGCGGCGAGGACAUCUCGAUCGGCGACUGGGAUUACCAGAUACCCGCGCCACCGAGCGCCUUCCGCGACGACAACGACGCCAAGGCCGUCGAGGUCCCUCCCGGUGGGAGAGAGCAACCGGUGAAGAAGGAGUCAACGGCGAGGGAGACGGUCCACGUGGCCAAUAGCGCGGAGGCGAAGAAGCCCGGGGAUCCGAUUGCGCGGCAGCAGUCGCCGACGAUCGACUCGACGAGCCGCGACGCCGUGGACUUUGGCCAGGCGAGGCCGAGUCGACCGAGCCCGAGCAGCCAAACUUCUCUGGAGUCGACCGAGCAGAAGCAGGCCGAGGUGAUAUCCGAGCUCGAGACGAGGAUCCAGAGCAACCGGCCGAUCGUCGAGCCAGUCCCACGGGACGAGUCCUACGCGCCCAAGAUCGCGCCCGUGGAGAACAACCUCGCCAAUUUCACCAUAACGACCUACUCGCGCCAAAAGUGCCUCGACAUCUUCGACCCGCCCGAACAACAACAACAACAACAUAAUCGGGUGAUGAACGGGUUCGCGACGCUCACGAGAGGCAGGAGCACCGCCGCGGAUUUCGCCGCCGAGGAGAAAUUCGCCAUGAACGGUACACUAAAGGCCGCACAAAGCAUGGAGAGGAUGUCCGUGCCACUAGUCGAUGAGCGAGCCAAGUUUGCCGAGAGAAACGAGAUACCAAGGGAGAAGCCGACGGUGCAUCGAUCCAAGAGCUAUAUUAUUUUGUCGAGCAGCGAGAAAUUUUUUAACAGAGCCAACGAGAUCGAAAAGUCGAGGGAUGAAAUAAAAGUGGCCGAGCGCCCGCAGCUCGAGAAUAAUAAAUCAGCUAAGAAAUUCACGAGUUUGGCUAAUGUGAACGUGAGCUCGACCGACGAGAUACCCAGGCAUAAGGAGAAAUUCUCUCAAUGGAGGGAGAAUAUCUUGAGAAAGCAGGAGGAGCCCACGAAGGAAAAGCAGCUUCAAUCCUUACAGGUACUGAAGAGCAUUUUACCGCAAUUGAAAAAUGCUCAAGCGACCGAAGAAAAUGGCUACAGAAAUACCAGUGAUAAUUUUUCAACAAAAAAAUGGCAAGAGCCUCGGGAGUCAGCCACGCGGUCCGAAGCUCAGCUGCGGGAUAAUCGACGCAACGUCGAGGUCGGCAAGCGUUACACGUACUGCGGGCCGCCAUCGGUGAGCCUCGGCAGCUGGUCCGAGCGCGCCUGCGUCAACGUGCAGAUCAAAAACGACACGGACUACAAGCUCGGAGGUGGUGGUGGUGGCGGCGGCAGUGGAAGCAGUGGAGGCAGUGGUUCCAGUAGCGCUUCGGGACCCAGAACCGUCGUCAGCCUCAAUGCUGAGGCUAGUUUGAGGAAGGAGCCUGCGUGCGCCAAGGAAGCCGACAAUGUAGCCGAGUCGCGCGUCGACACGAGUUCGGUGAACUUCCGCGAGCUGACGAAGGCUUUCGGCCAAGUGGAGGUGCGAGCCCGAGCCAAGGCUCCGGUUUGCGCGCAAAAGCCGCGUCAGCGUCACUCGGAGUACCUGGAGAGGACCAAGUCGGAGCUUAACGGCGAGUCCCGGACGAACGGGCUCGCGGCUCCCACCAAGCGCUACACCUCCGUCGUCGGCAUCGCGAGCAACGGCCACGGCGCGCCGCCCCCAGCCAACAGCGGCUCGGAUACGAGCCAACAGCAGGAGUCGAGGCUCGUUAAGGAGAUGAACGGCGGUGGCCAGGGAGUGCCGAAGCCACCGACGAUGCCGAUAAUCACGGGCGUGACCCUCAAGAGCGUGAGCGCGAGGCCCAAGCCGAAACCAACACCGACCGUCCAGUUGGAUCCCAGGGAUCAGCUGCUGGAGUCGAUCAGGAACUUUGGCGGACGGGUGAAAUUGAAGAGCGUGAGUCGACGACGUUACCUGUCGGAUUGUUGAGGUGCCUCGAGCUCCCGGAAAUCCCGGCUCACGACUUAACGUGCGCCUCGCAACUACCGAUCCUCCAAAUCUCUUUGUCUAGUAUCGCGCGUCAAACGCAUCAAUCCGGCA